Messenger RNA from Zophobas morio, 1843 nucleotides. RefSeq names its product protein disulfide-isomerase A3. The coding region runs from base 106 to 1584 and encodes 492 amino acids. Gene Ontology annotation, molecular function: protein disulfide isomerase activity. Gene Ontology annotation, cellular component: endoplasmic reticulum. NCBI's taxonomy places the organism in Eukaryota, Metazoa, Arthropoda, Insecta, Coleoptera, Tenebrionidae. The transcript is spliced from 5 exons. The record is from RefSeq and is a predicted model, not a curated record. Gene Ontology annotation, biological process: response to endoplasmic reticulum stress; protein folding.
UUUGAAAGCCACGUAACAGUUGACAACAUUGUCGGUAAGGUUGUGUGGAUUGUGCCGGUGUAAAACUGUUCAAUUUAACAAUAAUUCAGUUUAACCUUAGUGAAAAUGUAUUUGUAUAAAUUAUUCGUUUUGUGUUUUUUAUAUUCCGCGUGUUGGGCUAAAGAAGAAGACGUUUUAGAGUUUAGCGACAGCGAUUUUGAAAGUAGAAUAGCUGAACAUGAAACUGCCCUGGUUAUGUUUUAUGCCCCAUGGUGUGGCCACUGUAAGAAACUCAAGCCUGAAUAUGCCAAAGCCGCUGAGGACUUGAUUAGAAACGACCCUCCGAUUGCUUUAGUCAAAGUUGAUUGUACUGAAGCAGGAAAAGAUACUUGUAACAAACACGGAGUAAGUGGAUAUCCCACUUUGAAGAUUUUCCGCAACGGAGAGUUUUCUCAAGAAUAUGGAGGCCCUAGAGAAGCUGGAGGUAUUGUCAAGUUCAUGAAAGCACAAGUAGGACCAAGUUCGAAAGAAGUCUCUAGUGUGGCAGAUUUGGAGAAGUUCCUGCGAGUAGAAGGUGAAGUUUCAGUUGUUGGCUUCUUUGAGAAGGAAUCAGAUCUGAAGACCGCUUUUCUCAAACUUGCUGACAAAUUGAGAGAGAAGGUCAGAUUUGCACAUUCAACAUAUAAGGCUGUUUUGGAAAAUCAAGGAAUUAGUGAUGGUAUUGUUCUAUUCCGGCCACAUCACUUGCACAACAAAUUCGAAGAUGACAGUGUCGCCUACUCUGGACCUGCUGUCACUGGUGACAUUAAUGAUUUCAUCACUAAAAACUAUCAUGGUCUAGCGGGUCAUCGUAAAUCAGACAACAGAAAUGACUUCCAAAAUCCAUUAGUUGUCGCAUACUACGCUGUGGACUAUGUGAAGAAUCCCAAAGGUACAAAUUACUGGCGUAACCGAGUUUUGAAGGUUGCUAAGCAAUAUCAAGACAAAGUUACUUUCGCAAUUAGCGCUAAAGAUGACUUCCAAUAUGAGUUGAAUGAAUAUGGCAUUGAUUACGUCAAGGACGAUAAACCACUUGUAUUGGCUCGUGAUGCGAAAAAUCAAAAGUUCAUUAUGAAGGAUGCUUUCUCCAUUGAAGUUUUGGACCAAUUCGUCAAGGAUCUUCUUGAUGGAAAACUAGAGCCUUUCCUAAAAUCUGAACCCGUCCCCGAAAGCAACGACGGACCGGUCAAAGUUGCGGUUGCUAAAAAUUUCGACAACGUCGUAGUUAAUAAUGGAAAAGAUACGCUCAUCGAAUUUUAUGCACCUUGGUGCGGUCAUUGCAAAAAAUUAGCGCCUGUCUUCGACGACGUGGGUGAAAAAAUGAAAGAUGAGGAUGUUGAAAUUGUAAAAAUGGAUGCCACUGCUAAUGAUGUAGCUCCAAUCUUCGAUGUCCGAGGAUUCCCGACUCUUUAUUGGAUGCCGAAAGAUUCCAAGGAUAGUCCAGUUCGUUACGAGGGUGGUCGUGAAUUGGACGAUUUCAUUCAAUACAUCGCCAAACAAGCAACGUCCGAAUUGAAAGGAUAUGACAGGAAGGGCAAUCCCAAAGCAGAAAAGACUGAACUCUAAAAGUGUAUUCAUUUAAGUGAUUGCACCUGUGUAAUUAUAAUUUGUUUAAAUUUUCAACAAGCUGAUGUUUUCCAUGUAGUUUGAAUGUACUUGUUUUAUAAUCAAAGUAAAUUGCAGUAAUAUUUUUUUAUUCUUGAAAUUGAAGUAUGAUACAAUAACGUUUUUUAUAAAGAAUUGAGGUUACUUUUGUUUGAUACUGCUUUAGUUUGUAUGUUGAUAGUGAUUUAUUCACAUUUUCCAAUAAAAACGAUAAAACUAA